Molecule: messenger RNA, 1102 nt
Organism: Rhagoletis pomonella (apple maggot)
Lineage: Eukaryota; Metazoa; Arthropoda; Insecta; Diptera; Tephritidae
Product: coiled-coil domain-containing protein lobo-like
Biological process (GO): flagellated sperm motility
Cellular component (GO): motile cilium
Source: RefSeq, a predicted model, not a curated record
AUGUGGCCCCUACCUGGAUACGCCCAUCCAGCUCGUUUGAUCUCCCCCGCAAGUGUUCUUCGGCGUCGGCGAGGAAAUAGUUUUGAAAUCGCCACUCUUCUUUGCAGUUUGCUAAUUGGCGCUGGAUACCCGGCUAUGGUAGCAUCUGGAGUUGCACGUGCAAAUACAGUUUUAAACGAUCAACGCCAUAUACUCUUCCCACAUCAGAUAAAGGACAUAAAAACGGAAGAGGAGGAGAAGUCCAAAAGUGCAGCGGGUGAGAAAUAUAAACUGCGUACAAUUCCUGAUUUUGAAAGUCACCUAGAAGAAAACAUGGCAGGUAUGAUGAAACUAAAAGAAGACUAUGAAAGACGCGUUCGCGAGGAAGCAGAACGGGUGGAAUUGGAGGAAAUGGAAUUGAUUGCUGUGGAUAAAUACCAUUUUAGACGGUCUCAUGCAUGGGUUAUUAUUGUCGAUAAUGCUCCAUGGAGUAUUAAACCAAAGAAAACAUAUAUAAACGAUGAAGGCGAUGAAGUGGCUGAGCCACCUAAGGUGCGGUUUAUUGAACCGUCAACUGGCUUCAUUUGUGAAACUUAUUGCAAGCAGUAUAUAAUUAUUGAUAGCGUGUGGGAUCAUCAAAAUUAUUAUGUUAAUAUGCAAAAGUAUCAGAGGGUGACUGAAAUACGUUGGAACUUACAAGAUAACAAUGACUGGCAGCAUUUAUUGCCAGGAGAGCCUCCUGAAAUGCGUAUAUAUCCUGCGGGAUCUAAGGAAAACAUAACAGAAAGCGUACGUACAUUGAGGGAAGAAAAGCAUUUAGACACCAUUCUAUCAUGGGUUAUUAAACUACAUAUUGGACUUAAGGAAUUUGAAGAAAGAUUCCCCAAUUUAGAAAAAACUAUAGAAUACGCUGGAGCCAUUCAUAACCGCUUUUCACCUUACUCACAACGCGAUGGCAAAGCUGAGCAAUUAACAUUGUAUGACGAUGGUGACAAUAAAAAGCCAAGUAUACGUUGGGAAUAUUAUGAAAAUAGGGUGGACUUGCUGCAACAAAUAAAAUAUUUUUUUAACACUGGGAAAAUAGAGGAAACGUUUUUUAAAGGACGGAGCGAUAGUCUUCGGU